This is a messenger RNA of Penicillium salamii, 3564 nucleotides long. The record is from the annotation of a GenBank genome assembly. NCBI's taxonomy places the organism in Eukaryota, Fungi, Ascomycota, Eurotiomycetes, Eurotiales, Aspergillaceae.
AUGGAUUAUCGACGCCUCCAACACUCGUAUCCGCCCCGGCCUUCGCCUCUAGGGACUUCAGAACCUCGCGUCGAUCGGCAGUUCGUUGCGCCUGAGUCUCGCGGUCGACCCGAUUCCGAAAAGCCUCGAGCGUACCCUUCUGCAAAUUCUACUCCCUCCCCAUCGCAAAUUUAUCAAUCUACCGCGACCCGGGGGUCUCUCGCGACCCUUCGUGGCGAUACCCUCGGCGCAUAUAUUCCUUCAAGACAAGGCCAGACACAUCGUCGACACGGAAGUCUGGAGUCCCGGAAUCACGUUCAGACACACCGCCGAAAUAAUUCACAGCCUCAAGCUAUCAGGUAUCGCGAAGGUCAGUUGUUUGUUUGUUUUAAUUUCUGUUUCAUGUCGCGUGGCCCAUCGGUUCCGAUGCCCCAGAUUCACGCGAUUUCCAAAGAUCGAAGAUGUGCCAUCACUGGCCUCUGUGGACCUUGGGACGAGGAUUUGCGCAUCAAAAGCCAAACUCAGCGACCAUCCAAUCCAGACCCCUUCUGCUUCGUACUCCCCUUCACCCAGCACCUGAGCCCAUCUCCCCUGAUGGAUUUUCCCCGGUGGCGCAGAUCGACUGGACGACAGCUCCAACUCGGGAGCGCUAGUCCAGUCGGGCUUUUGGAUGCUUCCGUGAUGAACCAUACGCCUCAAGAUACGACACGUCGUACCUCUCAGGGCAGCAGUGGCAGUCCUGGAUUCACUGGUGAGCACCGACCUGCGCCCGAGAGCCCCGUGCAACCUCCCGUGUCGCGAUACAUUUCGUCACCCAAGCCGAUCGGGCAUGCGCGGUCAUCUAGGGAUUUUUUUCUCUUGCAGUACAUGUUAACACAAACCCACUCGAUAGGUCAUCACGAACAGUCGGCCCCUCCAUCUUUUGGUAUUCGUCAAAUGCCACCUCCCUCCCCUCCCCACUCUUAUUCCUCGCGAGCCCAAUCUGCCCAAUCCAACCACACACCUGGAGGGCCCCUGAUGUCGCGCGAGGCUCCCAGUAGCCAGGCGCACCGACCCGGUAGUAGCAUGUCGAUUUCUGCCAUGCUUGGCUCCGAGCCGGAGCGGACUGCGCGAGAACCCGUGCGUGAAUCAGGGCCAUUCUUCUCGCGACCAUCCGCGGCAUCGAUAUUCAGCAAUGCACCACCCUCAUCUUCUUCCGCCGCGAUGUCCCCACCAACGGCCCCGGCGAGACCAUCGUCACUCGAGAAUUCGUUAUUUCGCCGUUCGCAAACACCGGAAAAAUCAUUCUCAAGGCCACAAGGUGCCCGCGCGUAUCGAUCUGGAUCUGGUGGUGGCUCUAGUUUGGUGGGCGCCGAACAGUCGGUUUUUGGGGGCUUGACACGCUCUUCAUUAUCCCAGUAUCCUGAAAAACCACAUUCAACACAUCCCUCGCCUCGAAUUUCCACGGCAGACACGCCCUACACAGAGCCUCGUCGCAUGAGUUUAAAUGGGCCGAUCGCUCGGCCCAGCAGUCAACCACCCCAGGCAGAUGCAUCCACGCGUCCACCAGGAUACAGCCCAAUCUCCCAACCCGGUGGUGUUGCUGCAGAACGUGCGCUUGAGCCUGGCCCACGCUCUACGUCUGGGUCGUACGGAGCUGCUGACCCACAACAACACGGUCGGUUUGGAAACAUAUUUGGUGAGCGUCGCUCGGAGGAGACUGCGCAGCGGGAUCGAGAGCGUGCUUCAGUCCAUGCGCCGGAAACCAAGCCAUCCCAGCCUGGAUCAUUCCGACAUGGCUCGCACUAUAGCGACCGUGAGCCACUUGACCGUCACCAGAGCGGGUCAGCUUGGGACCACGGUCGCUCAUACCCCCCUUCGCCAGAGAAUAAACGUUAUCACGCACCGGACCACAGCCCGGCUUUUGGUUUUGGUGCCAUACAGAGCUACACAAAAUCACUAGGGUCACAGCCUGGCGGGAACAGACAGCCCGGCUCUUUGCACUCUCGAAACAACCAGCCCACUCCCCCGCCUCAUGAUCCAUAUAACAGACAGCACACUCAGUUUCCACGUCUCGGUGCCACGCCCACUAUAACCGCUUCCACCGUUGCUGCGUCGACGAGUCUAGCCGCCCUAGCCGACGAGGGACGCCGCAAGGGCAGCGACGAGCUGCUUCAUCAUCGCAACCUUCUGGCUGUAGGUGCUGAUGGAAAACGAGGAGGUCGUGCAUCUCCUCUUCCCCAGGCCGUUCAAGGUGCCCAGGCUCCGUUCAUAGGCCCUGCUGGUGAGACGGCAAUCAAAAAUGAACUUGGUCGCGUAUUUUCGGGCAUUGGAAGUGGCGUGGGUGGCGUGGGUGCGACUACUGGUGGCAGCGGGCAAUCGACACCACUGGGGUCUAGUCCUUUCAAACGCGAUAGCCUGACCGGCCGCUCGAUCAACGGUGAUCCGAUGGAUGAAGCGGCGCGGAUUGCUCGACCUUCCUCUGCCUCUGGUCGAAGAUCAAGGAAAUCACGAGAUGAGGAACAGAUGGAGAUCGAGGAUCCUCGAGGCGUAUUAUCAGCACGUAAUGCACGUCGCUCCCGCCAUGCCCACCACCAUCACCACCAUCACCACCAUCAUCGCCAUAAGGCAGACGAAGAGGCCGUCACACUAAGCUCUCUUCAUCGUCCUACCAACUUCCACCGAACUUCUCCGGCCGAUCCUACCGCCGGACAUCAUCACCAUCACCACCAUCACCAUCACCAUGUCCCUCGACAAGCCACCAUCCCGGCUGCAUCACCCAUCCGCGAGCCUCGUACGACAGUCAACAUCGAGCCAAUACUAUCCAGCGUCUCGCAUUUACCUCGUCAUCACCUUGGUUCCACCCUCUACACACCCCGUGUUGGGGCUCCUACGGCCAAAUCCUCUUUAGACAGCUCCAAGUUUGGAUAUACAACAACCCCUCAGCCUCUGCCACGCUUUGAACAGAGAGAGAACUGCACUUUCACCGUCCGAGUUCCCCGCUGGCGCAUCAAUCAAUCCCAUCGGGAGGAGAUUUGCGCACGGCGCGCAAUCUGGGGCACAGGCGUCUAUACCGACGAUUCAGACCCCGUUGCUGCCGCUAUCCACUCUGGCUUUAUACGUGGCGCCUGGGGCGACGAUGUCGAUGAGUCAAUGCUUGAUCUUGAGAUCAAGGACACAUAUCAGCACGCGCCGCCCCCGACCGACGCCGAAGGCGAAAAGUCCGAAGCCGAGGCCAAGGCUCCACGUAUUCCCCCAGUACCCCCAGCAGACAAGGAUUUGCACAUCACUUUGCUUGUUCUCCCUCGUGUGAAACAGUACGAUUCAACUCUCCUGUUUGGCCUCAAGUCCCGCAAAUGGGACGGCCGUCACGAUGGCAUGAGCUUCAAGGUCCACGCCGUGGACUGGGUCGAUGAGGGCGUUGGCCGUGGCGAGGAGCGUGGCGGUGAGGCUCGUCGCAAACGUCUUCGAACCCUGAUGCAAACCGGUCGCAUAUGCACUGGACCUGCCAUGGCGAAGAUGGACGAGCUGCGCCGUACUGGCGUACAGGUCCCUCGUCCUAUCGAGGGCCGGGAUCAGGCGACUGCAGUGCAGCUCGUCUCUUGA